AAUUCUACCUAUCUACUAACAGGUGGUCUCGAGUUUCAAAAAAGUUCAAACUCAAUUACUGCGCGCCGCCUACCACUAAACGUCACUCUUUCUAACUUUAAUUUCUUUGAUAAAUUACACAUCUGCACGAAUUCUACACUCCUUUCGAUAAAGAACUUACGUCAAUCAACAUGGAUUCAAUGGAACCAGAACAAACCCCUUUCGAAGCUGUGAGCGCGCAAACUUCGAAGAUAGGACGUGUAAGUUCGUCUGUAAAUGCGAUUUCUUGUAUCGCAUCAUUUCGAAAAGAACUAUGAAGCUAAUUCAAAGGCAAAUAGCAAUAUCAAGCUUGGUUAGACAAGUCAACACCAUAUGUUCCUUACAGAUGGCUGGCCACUUUCGCGCUUCUAUUGAUAUUUUUCAUUCGCAUAUUCGUCGCACAAGGAUGGUAUAUUGGUAUGUCAAGCCUCGUUCAUUUGGCGCAUUCUCAACUUAUAGAUCUCGAUAGUGGCAUACUCUUUGGGAAUCUACCUCCUCAACCUUUUUCUCGCUUUCCUCCAACCCAAGUUCGAUCCCUCCAACGAAGCUAUCGAUAAUGAUAUGGAGGAUGGGGCUGCUGGUGGAUUACCAACCAAACAAGACGAAGAAUUUCGCCCAUUCAUCAGAAGACUUCCCGAGUUUAAGUUCUGGCAUUCUGCGACAAGAGCGAUCGGAAUCGGUUUCACUUGUACAUGGUUUGAGAUCUUCGAUGUACCAGUCUUCUGGCCAGUUUUGGUUGUUUACUGGUUGAUUCUGUUCAUGUUGACUAGUAGGUUAUUCCAUUUACACGACAAUAAGGAGCACAGUAGUGUUUAAGCAAUUACUGACAUGUUCCAUAGUGCGAAGACAGAUUCAACACAUGAUUAAGUACCGAUACGUGCCAUUCUCGUUCGGAAAAACGAAAUACACCAAAAAUAGCUCGUGAGCUCAAUUGCUUUAUGGGAUGCAACGAUUGAAUGACCUGCUCUGGUGACGACGGAAUUGAAGGAAUGAUAGCUUUUCUAUCUAGUGUACAAAACAGCAGCACCCCAUAUAUGUUCAUGAGAGAUCUGGGAGCAGGAAGUGAAACCCUUAGAGAAUUUAAUUACGCCUUCUAUGUUUUCGGUGUACUCGGGGGGCCAUCUGGGAUACUCAGGGUUUGGGUAUAGCUGAAAGCUAUCGGAUAAAUAGAUUAUAUGAGCGAGUCAAAAUUAAGAACGACAUUAUCACCUGUAUUCGCUUC
Molecule: messenger RNA, 1240 nt
Organism: Sclerotinia trifoliorum
Lineage: Eukaryota; Fungi; Ascomycota; Leotiomycetes; Helotiales; Sclerotiniaceae
Source: the annotation of a GenBank genome assembly